AAAUAUAAAUAUUUAUUUUUAAUUUUAAUUUUUAAAAUUUGUUACAAUAAUAUUAUUUUUUCUAUAAGAAAAGGAAAAAAAAAGAUAAAUCUUCGGCUCAAAACGGUGUCGUUUUUGUAAUCAACCGUGAAAUCGAUGGCAGAUUGGUCUGAGGCUAGUAACUCCUCACGUCGUCCCGGGCUCAGAGCCUCAGACUCUCAUCGUCCAUUUCUUUGGUCACUUCAAUUCAGCAGCUUCUGCUUUCCGGGGGUUGAAAAGAGCGCGAGGCAGUGAACGAAACGAACGAUCUGAAACCCCACUGUUUGAUAGAGCACCUGCUAUGGCAACCAUUAGGGGUAUUCUUUCCCUGAAAAGGGCAGCUUUGACUCAGCAUCAUGGCGAGAAGUGGGUUCUAGGCUACAGAUUAUUUAGCACUCAAGCUGCAACAACAUCUAAUUCUCCACAACCUCCACCGCCUCCCCCGCCUCCAGAGAAGACCCAUUUUGGUGGCCUAAAAGAUGAGGACCGCAUUUUUACUAACUUGUAUGGGUUGCAUGAUCCUUUUCUUAAAGGUGCCAUGAAACGGGGUGAUUGGUACAGAACCAAAGACUUAGUACUCAAGGGCGCGGAUUGGAUUGUUAAUGAAGUUAAGAAGUCUGGUCUCCGUGGGCGUGGUGGUGCUGGUUUUCCAUCCGGCCUCAAAUGGUCCUUUAUGCCAAAAGUAUCUGAUGGCCGUCCUUCUUAUCUUGUCGUUAAUGCUGAUGAAAGUGAACCUGGAACCUGUAAAGACAGGGAAAUAAUGCGACAUGAUCCACACAAACUAUUAGAAGGCUGCUUAAUUGCUGGGGUGGGAAUGAGGGCUACAGCUGCCUAUAUCUACAUAAGGGGUGAAUAUGUGAAUGAACGCAAAAAUCUUGAGAAGGCUAGAAAGGAAGCAUAUGAAGCUGGAUUUUUGGGCAAGAAUGCAUGUGGGUCUGGUUAUGACUUUGAUGUACAUAUUCACUAUGGAGCUGGAGCUUAUAUCUGUGGUGAAGAGACUGCUCUUUUGGAAAGCCUUGAAGGUAAACAAGGAAAACCAAGAUUGAAACCUCCUUUCCCAGCUAAUGCAGGGCUGUAUGGAUGCCCUACAACUGUUACAAAUGUGGAAACGGUGGCUGUUUCUCCCACCAUUUUAAGACGUGGGCCAGAGUGGUUUGCUAGUUUUGGCCGAAAGAACAAUUCUGGGACAAAACUAUUUUGUGUCUCCGGUCAUGUGAACAAGCCUUGCACUGUUGAAGAGGAGAUGAGCAUACCAUUAAAGGAGUUAAUUGAGAGGCACUGUGAUGGUGUGAGAGGUGGAUGGGACAACUUGCUUGCAAUAAUACCUGGGGGUUCAUCUGUGCCAUUGCUUCCCAAGCAUAUUUGCGAUGAUGUGUUGAUGGAUUAUGAUGCACUUAAGGCUGUGCAGUCGGGUUUGGGUACUGCUGCUGUGAUUGUCAUGGAUAAGUCAACUGAUGUUGUGGAUGCAAUAGCAAGGCUCUCAUACUUCUACAAGCAUGAAAGUUGUGGGCAAUGUACACCAUGCAGGGAGGGAACAGGCUGGCUUUGGAUGAUCAUGGAAAGAUUGAAAGUUGGGAAUGCAAAGUUGGAGGAGAUUGAUAUGCUUCAGGAGGUGACAAAGCAGAUUGAAGGGCAUACAAUCUGUGCAUUGGGUGAUGCUGCUGCUUGGCCUGUUCAGGGUCUUAUUAGGCAUUUUAGGCCAGAGCUUGAGAGGAGGAUCAGAGAGCGUGCAGAGAGAGAGUUAAUGGUGGCUGCUGCUUAAUCUAUUCAGGUGAUUGGGCCCAUGUUAUUAUGGAAUGAAAUAGAGAGAAAAAAAAAAAAAAAAAGGCACUCCAAAUUCUAGGGGAGGUAGUUCAGUGUGACCAUUCUUCUCUGUUUAAUGUUGUAAUAGUUAUAAACAUUUUCCUGGAGAACUUGAUUCCUUUCUGGGUAUAUCAGGCAACGAUGUUGUGUGUUAUAUUACGCAUAUGAGAACACAUUGAAUAAUUCACUUUUAAUAAUGCCUGCGUUGUUUAAAUGUAA
This is a messenger RNA of Malania oleifera, 2040 nucleotides long. Its product is annotated as NADH dehydrogenase [ubiquinone] flavoprotein 1, mitochondrial. The transcript is spliced from 3 exons. Lineage: Eukaryota; Viridiplantae; Streptophyta; Magnoliopsida; Santalales; Ximeniaceae. Gene Ontology annotation, biological process: mitochondrial electron transport, NADH to ubiquinone. The record is from RefSeq and is a predicted model, not a curated record. The coding region runs from base 320 to 1780 and encodes 486 amino acids. Gene Ontology annotation, molecular function: NADH dehydrogenase (ubiquinone) activity; NAD binding; 4 iron, 4 sulfur cluster binding.